Molecule: messenger RNA, 210 nt
Organism: Aureobasidium pullulans EXF-150
Lineage: Eukaryota; Fungi; Ascomycota; Dothideomycetes; Dothideales; Saccotheciaceae
Exons: 1
Coding region: 1-210 (69 amino acids)
Biological process (GO): respiratory electron transport chain
Cellular component (GO): mitochondrion
Source: RefSeq, a predicted model, not a curated record
AUGACUUCACAAACACAAUUACGCUAUCAAGUCAUCCGCAUCUACAAAGAACUCCUCUAUCUCGGCCGCGAAUACCCUCUAGGCUACGAUUACUUCCGCCCUCGCCUGCACAAAGCCUUUUCCAGCAAAGCAAAUCUCACUUCAGAAGCAGAAAUCAAAAAGGGGAUAGAAAGUGCAGAAUACGUGAAGAAGGAGAUAGAAGCAUUGUAA